AUGCUGUUCAAGUCUGCUAUCAUUACAUUGGCUACAAUCGGCGCAGCUGUAGCCCAACGCCCAUCAAACGAGUCUAUCUGCGAUUACUAUACCACUGCUUUGUUAAAACAGAACAAUGCCACCAACCAGUACACCCUUCUGACCCUGCUGGUCAACACUGUCGUCAUCGGUAACUAUACCCAACCGAACGUUGGUGUCAGCGUUCCUGGUAUAUUGAGCCCGAAGGGUAUGUACAACGGCACAAAGGUCAAUCUUAUGCCAUAUUUCGACGGUGGUCUCGCUUCUAGCAACAAUGGAAGCAAGAUGGGUGUCGCGAAGAACUUCCUUGACGGAGGUGCCGCGGCCCCUCUGAUGAAGAAUAUGCCUGCUGAUGACAAGUCCUCGAAUCAAUAUAAAUUGAUGACCCAUCUCUACCAGUUUUUCGGCAGCCUGCUUGGUUGCUCUGGUGUUGGCAUGACCGGAUUCUCCGCCUACUCUGGACACGCUAGCAUGUAUGAAGUUCACAAAUUCAUGGUUCUCGAUCCGUACGAGGUGGGCUACUUCAUUGAGCAGGUUGGCCUGGCGGCUGCUUCAUUUGGUGUGGCCAAAACAGAUAUCAACGCUGUCGUUGGAGUCCUGGAAAGUAUGUUCGACUACCGUUGUGCACCCAAGAGUACCGCAAUAAAAUCCCAGGGCCUCCAAUAUCAGAGCAUUUGCUCUGAUGAGAAGUGCCCCCUUGCCAUGAACUCUACUUGCGCAGCUCAGCCCUCCUUGAGCCAGCCUCUCGUCGCGAAUUCAACUCUCGCCGGUGGUGAAGGUAGCAACAGCACAUCAAUGUCUGGAACUCCCACAAGCUCUAUGUCUAGCUCGAAUUCACCCAGUUCAACACCCAAUGUUGCUGUUCAGUAUACUCCUGAACUGACUGGUCUGUUUUCGGGAGCCUUACUCCUCUUGGCCCUUUGA
Molecule: messenger RNA, 942 nt
Organism: Penicillium angulare
Lineage: Eukaryota; Fungi; Ascomycota; Eurotiomycetes; Eurotiales; Aspergillaceae
Exons: 3
Coding region: 1-942 (313 amino acids)
Molecular function (GO): oxygen binding; heme binding
Source: RefSeq, a predicted model, not a curated record